GGCGAUUUCGUGCUCAUAGGACCCGGUUCUGAGCCAACGCACCGGGAGUUAAGCAAAGCACAGAUAAUCACUGAACAUGAUGAAGAUGAUGGCGAUCAAGAAGUGUUCAUUUAUGCCGAUUCGGCUUAUAUUCGUUUAGUGACCCAUAAUUCCCUGAAAACGGGAACAGCUGAGCAACUGUCCCAACUGAAGGGAACGGCUCUCAAGUUCAGGUGGUAUGAGCCCAACAUUACUGUCACCGACCGUCCAGACGAACAGGUGCCCCAACGGGUGCGGGACUCUGCCGUCCAGGUGUGUGUCAUAGACCAGAGUUGUGCCACAUUUAACACCACAUAUAAGACGGCAUUCAUCGACGAGUUGGUACACAUCGCCAAUGUCUUCCUCUUCAAAGACUCC
Oppiella nova is the source of this 396-nucleotide messenger RNA. The record is from the annotation of a GenBank genome assembly. NCBI's taxonomy places the organism in Eukaryota, Metazoa, Arthropoda, Arachnida, Sarcoptiformes, Oppiidae.